AGGAGAAACAAGUUGUACGCCACGCCGCAGCCGCACAAGACUUGAUCCUCUUCUUCUUCUUCUUCUUCCUCCAGGCUCCAGUGGCGAUGGCGACCAUGCUCUGCUCCUUCACGCCCGCCACCAGGGCUCCGCUCCUUCGCACUUCCUCCUCCUCUUCCUCUCUCGGCUUCGCCACCUCGCAACUCGCCGGCCUCAGCCUCGGCCUCUCCGCCGCAGCCACCACCGCGCCCUCCGCCGCCGGUCCCAAGCUCCACCCCAUCCUCGCGCGCCGGAUAUGCCCCUUCACGGACAAGAAGACCAACAGGGCGAACAAGGUGUCCUUCUCAAACCACAAGACGAAGAAGCAGCAGUUUGUGAACCUGCAGUACAAGAAGCUGUGGUGGGAGGAAGGCAAGCGCUUCGUCAAGCUGCGUCUCUCCACCAAAGCCCUCAAGACCAUCGAGAAGCAUGGCCUCGACGCCGUCGCCAAAAAGGCCGGCAUCGACCUCAACAAGAAAUAAAUCAAAUCAUCAUCAUCAUGAUGCAUACAUACAUGUAUUCUCUCAUCAAUUGCCGCUGUGCUGAAUAGACCAGAGCUGUAUGUAGUCCAUUAUUAAAUCCAUUCAUCUCGAUGAUGCAAUUUAUUGUAGAGUACUACAGUAUGCAUUCAUCGGUGGUGGUGGCCGGCUUCGUUUCCUUAAAUUUCCUUUUAUCCCGUGUUGCUGCUGCAAGUCCGGCUCGAAUUGUUUGCUACUAGUGUUUCAUUUCGGUCGAGUUCCUAAUUAAUACUGUAUGUUGGUUACGAAUUAUAAGAUGGAUGGAUGUAACUUGAGCAGCAUCAGGUCGUGCA
Messenger RNA from Oryza sativa Japonica Group (Japanese rice), 829 nucleotides. Its product is annotated as large ribosomal subunit protein bL28c. The record is from RefSeq and is a predicted model, not a curated record. Gene Ontology annotation, cellular component: ribosome. Gene Ontology annotation, molecular function: structural constituent of ribosome. Lineage: Eukaryota; Viridiplantae; Streptophyta; Magnoliopsida; Poales; Poaceae. Gene Ontology annotation, biological process: translation.